Aphis gossypii (cotton aphid) is the source of this 3062-nucleotide messenger RNA. Its product is annotated as cell division cycle protein 23 homolog. Lineage: Eukaryota; Metazoa; Arthropoda; Insecta; Hemiptera; Aphididae. Gene Ontology annotation, cellular component: anaphase-promoting complex. The record is from RefSeq and is a predicted model, not a curated record. The transcript is spliced from 9 exons. Gene Ontology annotation, biological process: cell division. Gene Ontology annotation, molecular function: protein binding. The coding region runs from base 844 to 2952 and encodes 702 amino acids.
UAUCUAUUUAUUUGUAAAAUUGGGAUUUUAAUAAUGAGGUAGGGAUUGAACUUCCCAAAACCUCCUUACCUACGUUGAUGGAUAUUAUAGCCUUAAGGGCUAUUUUAUUUAUAUUAUAAAACAAAUACAAAAACUUGAAAAACCGAAUUAUAUCCACAUAAAUAGUGGUGAGGGCUGAGGUUCUUGGUGGACUUAGCGUGAGUCACUUCGUUCACUACCUACUACUCUAACUAAUUGUACCUAAUAUACUUAUAUUUUAUUCAUUGCUUACUCGGCUUUCUGAAAGAAGGAUUUACCAUUGUAUUUAAAUUUAAUACAUCUAUUACUUUAGUCUUUAACAGUUUAACCUACUCAAACUUAAUGCCGAGUUACACUUGACUGUUAUUAAGCGGUUACUUUCCUCCGUUUUGAUAUAAAUUCGAUUCGGACAAAUUGACAUUGGAACUAUUAUUUUAUGGCACAAAAAGUAGUGAUCCAGUACGGACAGAAUUUAUUAUUUGUUUUGAAUCCGGCGAGAUACUGUAUUAUCUAAAGUUAUCACAACUAUUCACAACGGUUCACGGUGAAAAUACGAAAUUUAGACAAAAAUCAUUUAGUAUUAUUAUGAUAUAGUCAUAAACUAAAGUAGUAAGUACCUAUAAACGGUUGUAAAUAACAUAAAAUGUAUAAUUUGUAAAUUAUAAUUUUACACCAAACUACAACGAAACGUGUUAAAUUAUUUUGUACUAGAAAUGAGAGUAGUUAUUGUCGCAUAUCGUCAGUCAUAGAGUAGCGAUUAAUCAGUUACAUUGACUGAACUUCUUAUGCUCGUCAGUGUUACUUUGUCAGCCCUACGAUUACAUCAUGACUAAUAUAUACUUACCAUAUUAUAAAUUCUUCAAGGAUCCGUUGCUCAUCAAAGCUGAAAUUAUUUACGCUUUACAAGAAUCCAGAGAUAGAUGUUUGCACCACAGUACAAAAUUUUUAUCAGAACUUCUAAUAACUUUAAAAAAUAUUCCACCAUAUUUUGAAUUUGAAAAUGAAAAUAAUGAAUUUAUACGUUUUGAAUUAGAACCAGCGUUCACAAAUUUAGAAGACUAUUUGGUGUAUUUUAAAGCACGUGCAUAUUUUGAUCUAGAAGAUUAUCCCAGCUGUGCACACAUUGCAAAACAUACAAAUAAUAGCAAAUCUAUGUUUUUGCAUUAUAUGGCUAGAUAUUUAAGCAUGCAUAAUGAAUGUAUAUAUGAGCGAACUAACUUGUUUGAUUCGUUUAAACCAAUUAAUAUGCGAGCAUAUAUGGAACUACUAGAUGAAUUAUUAAUACUCAAUGUAUAUGGCAAUGAAGAUGAUUCUGAUGAAGAAUCUGAAGAAGAUUCACAACCUCAAGAGACGUCUGAUAUUGACAUAGUUAAUCAAAAACAUUCUGUGCUACAGCAAGAAGAUGAUUCCACUCCUAAAGGAAGACGAUGCAGUAGGCGACCACGUAAUCUAAGAAUUGAAAAGGCUAGUACAACUACUCUAGGAAAAAAAAAUAAGAUAACCAAACGUAACAACACUACUAAAAAGGUGAAAGUCUCAGCAUUAGCUGCUCAAUCUGAUAAUAACAUGUCUGCUGGUGAUCAUAAAGAGUCACGAAUUAAACGAGAAGACCCAUAUUUGUUAUGGCUUACAGCUGUUAUGUUAAAAAGAAUAGAUAGAUGUGAUGAAGCUAUAGAUAUAUUGGUCAGAGCAAUACAAAUUCAGCCAUGUUACUGGGGUGCUUGGAUAGAGCUAGCAACACUAGUUAAGGACUUACAUAUGCUUGAUGCAUUGAACUUACGCCUCAAUGAAAGUAAAGAAUAUCAUUGGAUGCAUCUUCUUUUUAUUGCACAUAUGCAUAUUGAAUUUCAAAUAACUGAUCGAGCAUUAAGUAUAUACGAUGAUAUUUUGAAGCAGGGUCAUAGUGUUUUUCAAAAUUGGCCAUAUCUGCAAUCUCAAUUUGCUAUUGCACAUCAUAACAAGCGUGAAAUUUCACACGCAAUAGUAGCAUUUAAAACUGUCAUGGAAAUGGAUCCAUUCAGGAUAGAUAAUUUAGAUUUAUUAUCAAAUCUUAUGUAUGUCUGUACUAGCUCUGAUGAACUUGUAGUUUUAUCCAAAUAUGUAGCGUCCAUUGACCGUUAUCGUCAAGAAACUUUAUGUGUUCUCGGAAAUAUGUAUAGUUUAAAAUGUGAUCACGCCAAAUCAGUUUUAUAUUUUAAAAAAGCUGUGAGAAUUAAUCCAUUUAAUGUAACUGCUUGGACAUUACUGGGACAUGAGUACAUUGAAAUGAAAAACUCUUAUGCUGCCAUUAUCUCAUAUCGUCAAGCUUUAAAAAUUAAUAUAAGAGAUUACAGAGCUUGGUAUGGUCUAGGCCAAAUUUACGAACUAGUUAAGUUGCCGAAUUAUGCAUUGUUUUAUUUUACUCAUGCACGUGAUUUAAGGCCUAGAGAUUAUCGUAUGCUAGUUUCAUUAGGAGAAAUGUUUGAACGUUGUGAUCGUAUUUUUGAAUCAAUGGCGUGUUUCUAUAAAUCCUUAUUUUACGAUACUGAUGGAGCAAUAAUGCUAAAACUUGCAAAAUUUUAUGAUAGGUAUGGCGAUUGUGGUAAUGAAUUAACCCGUGAAAAUUUUAAUGUGAUGAAUAAAAGAGCUUUGAAAAUUGGAAUUAAAAACAGAACUACUAUUGAGUUGAACUUAAUAUUAAGCAAAAUAUAUUUAUACUUGGGACAUCAUUAUAUGGAUUUACAUUAUUAUGAGCGAGCUAUUUCUUUUGCUGAAAGAUGUCGUGAUUUGUGGAAGGAUACAGAGAUAAAUGCUGGUCAAUCCUCAAUAUUUAAUGAAGUGUUAGAACAUGUUAAUGCUUUGUUAGCUGAAAUUGAAAUUAGAGGAGGCUCAGAUAGCUCUCUCGCUUCAACACCCGGUGCCGUUAAAGCACGCAGAUUUUUGUUUGGCCUCUAAUAUUUGACUGUAUAAAGUUCUAACAAAACACCAAGUGUUAAGUAAAAUUUAUCUUGUUUAAUUAAAUAUUUAAAUAUCUGUAUUAAUUAAUAAAUCAUUUUUAUUUUUUA